Molecule: messenger RNA, 3568 nt
Organism: Periophthalmus magnuspinnatus
Lineage: Eukaryota; Metazoa; Chordata; Actinopteri; Gobiiformes; Gobiidae
Gene: plod1a
Product: procollagen-lysine, 2-oxoglutarate 5-dioxygenase 1a
Exons: 19
Coding region: 140-2329 (729 amino acids)
Biological process (GO): peptidyl-lysine hydroxylation
Cellular component (GO): endoplasmic reticulum
Molecular function (GO): L-ascorbic acid binding; iron ion binding; procollagen-lysine 5-dioxygenase activity
Source: RefSeq, a predicted model, not a curated record
GACACAGAGACACGGGGGGAGAGACAGAGACAAACACGGAGGGGGAGACAGAGCGGGCGGUGCUGGGAGACUUCAUAUAAGUUUGGGACUCGCGUGGAAUGCGUGCAGCGGGGACAUUUCCACUAUUUUCAGCUCCAGAAUGAGGCGAGCUCUGUGGACGAGUACCUCUGCGCUGCUGCUCUGGGCUCUGGUUCACACGGCGAGCGCGGAGGAGACGCGGAUCCCCGAAGAUAAACUCGUGGUGCUGACUGUUGCAACCAAAGAAACGGAUGGCUUCAGGCGCUUCUUGAGGUCCGCCAAGCACUUCAACUACACUGUUAAGGUGCUGGGCCGGGGAGAGAAAUGGGAAGGAGGAGACUACGUCUCUGCUCCGGGCGGGGGGCAGAAAGUACGUCUCCUCAAGCAGGCUGUGGAGGAGAUGACAGACCAAGACUCCAUCAUCCUCUUCACUGACAGCUAUGACGUGGUCUUCGCCUCAGGGCCCAGGGAGCUGCUAAAGAAGUUCUCACAGGCUGGACACAGGUUGCUCUUCUCCUCUGAGACGCUGCUCUGGCCCCACAGGCUGCUGGAGGACAAGCACCCCCAUGUCGCGGUGGGAAACCGUUUCCUCGGCUCCGGAGCAUUCAUGGGCUUCCUCCCUAGUGUGAGGAGCCUGGUGUCAGACUGGACCGGAGCUGACAGUGACAGUGACCAGCUGUACUACACCAACAUCUACAUCAACCCUGACAAAAGAAAGUCCAUAAACAUCACAUUAGACAGUAAAUGCAGACUCUUCCAGAACCUCCAUGGAGCGCUUGAUGAUGUGGUGCUGAAGUUUGAGGACAGUCGUGUGCGAGCCAGAAACGUGCUGUACGACACACUGCCUGUGCUAAUCCAUGGGAAUGGGCCCACCAAGCUCCAGAUUAACUAUCUGGGCAACUACAUCCCUAAUACGUGGACCUUUGAGACGGGCUGCACAGUGUGUGGACAGGACCUGCUGCCUCUGUCCUCUUUAAAGGUGGCUCCUCUGGUCCUCAUAGGGGUCUUCAUCGAGCAGCCCACUCCCUUUGUGAGUGUGUUCUUUGAGCGUCUGGUGAAGCUGCAGUACUCCAAGGACCGUCUCCAGCUCUUCAUCUACAACAAGGAACCUCAUCACGAGCGCCAUGUCAGUUCCUUCCUCAAGGAGCAUGGAGAUCUUUACCACAACAUCAGGUCUGUGGGACCAGACCAGGAGAUGGACGUGGCUGCAGCCCGAGACACGGCCAUAGACCUGUGCCGAAAGGACAGCACCUGUGAAUAUUUCUUCAACCUGGACAUCGAUGUGGUCCUGAAAAACGAAGACACUCUAAAGAUCCUCAUAGAACAGAAUCUCCCUGUGGUGGCCCCCAUGAUCACCAGGGUGGGCCGGCUCUGGAGUAAUUUCUGGGGAGCUCUGAGUGUGGACGGGUACUACGCUCGAUCGGAGGACUAUGUGGACAUAGUGCAGGGACGCAGACAAGGAGUGUGGAAUGUGCCCUAUGUGUCCAGCGUGUACCUGAUGAGGGGCAGUCUGCUGCGCUCAGACCUCCAGGAUUUGUCUCUGUACAGUACUCCAGGACUAGACCCUGAUAUGGCCUUCUGUCACCAGCUCCGCAGCAAGGACAUCUUCAUGUACGUGACCAACCUACAGACGUUUGGGCGUAUCCUUUCCACAGAGAACUACCAGACCAGCCACCUGCACAACGACCUGUGGCAGGUCUUCCAAAACCCUCUGGACUGGGAAGAGCGGUACCUCCACCCGAACUACAGCCGCAUUCUGAAAGACCAGAUGGAGACGCCCUGUCCAGAUGUCUACUGGUUCCCCAUCUUUUCAGAGAUCGCCUGUGACCACAUUGUCGAGGAAAUGGAGAACUUUGGGAAGUGGUCCGGAGGAGGCAACACGGACACUCGGAUCCAGGGCGGUUAUGAGAACGUGCCCACCAUUGACAUCCACAUGAACCAGAUCAACUUUCACAGGGAGUGGCAGAAGUUCCUGCUGGAGUAUGUGGCCCCAGUCACAGAGAAGAUGUACCCAGGAUACUACACCCGGGCCCAGUUUGACCUGGCCUUCGUGGUCCGGUACAAGCCUGACGAACAGCCGUCUCUGCGGCCGCACCACGAUGCCUCCACCUUCACCAUCAACAUUGCUCUCAACCACGUGGACACAGACUUCCAGGGCGGCGGAUGCAGGUUUAUCCGAUAUGACUGUGCCAUCACAUCUCCGCGUAAAGGCUGGGCUCUGAUGCACCCGGGGCGGCUCACGCACUACCACGAGGGGCUGCCCACCACCGCCGGGGUCCGAUACAUCGCAGUCUCCUUUGUGGACCCCUAACCUGGUGACCAUGCCUACAGACUGGACUAAACUCAUGGACAUGUCCUACAGGGAAACGCUAUUUAUUAUAAGCUGCUGUCAAUGCUGCAGUGGACUAGUACUGUACUUCUGAUAGGAGACUUCCAAAGACUCUGACGUCCACCACAGCAGAAAUAGGCUGACUGUAGGUUUUAAUGUGCUUCUAACUUUCUAAAGGCUGUUUACACUGUGUGGAGAUGUGACCCUCAAACAUUAAACAUGGAAAUAUUAGAAAUGCUUUUGCUUUAAAUGGACAGUAUGUAACAUUAUGGAGGUGGUAUGUGACCUGCAGAAGUCCAUGGAAAAAGAAAGUUAAAACCAUACUCUGGAACACAGUAGUAAAUUUUAUGCCAUAAUGUGGAACAUUAUAGCCAGUGGAAUAACAUUUCCAUAGAAACAAAAAGGUCAGGUUUGUAGUGAUUCAAGCCCACUCACAGUAAGGAUGUAUGAUUUUCCGUUUUUCCGUGCAAUACACACAACCUAAAUGGAAAAAAAAGCUUUCAUUUUAAUCUAUUAUUAGUUUAAAAGGUACUUUAAAAGUUGCAUACUGUUGCUUUAAACAGAUGACCAGGGCAUGACUAUGAUGCAACAAGUCAAAAUGUUUUUAUUCAUAGCUGAGAAAUGUAGAAUUUCUGAACCUUCUGAAUUAAACACAUCUCAGAGAAAACUGUUUCAUGGUAGUUAACAUCAGUGGGUGUGUUUACUUUUCAAAUCAAUUUGACCUUUUUUUUUUGCUUAAAUUAUAUGAUAAAAGAUUUUAUGCCUGUAUGUUUUAUAUUGAGUUUCACAAUUGCUGAACUGUUUUUUUUUUGCCUGGUUGAACAAAACCUUUGAAGUCAACACUCUUGUCACUGUGUUGUCAGAUCAUGUUAAUGAAUUAUUAAAGGUGCACUGUGUAAUUUUUCUGUUGGAGCCAUGUGCUUGUCUCCAUGGAGAUAUUAUUUUGCUUGGAAUGCUCCACAGUAUUUAACUUUUAACUUGUCCAUCGAUGUAGAUGAACAGAUCUCCUCCAAGACAACUAACAAAUCAGCUCUAUGGAGAGGUGAUGCCACUCACUGGAGAAAUGCAUGUUUUAAAGGCAUUUAAGACCCUAAAACACAUAAUUAAACGUAAUUAAAUAAAUGCAAGAAAUGUUUGAUGUCAUAUUGUGAAACAUUACAGGUAAAGCCAGAACACGUCCAUGGACUUACAUAAUGGACCUAUAAACAAUUCCACAUAUGC